Molecule: messenger RNA, 1287 nt
Organism: Gigantopelta aegis
Lineage: Eukaryota; Metazoa; Mollusca; Gastropoda; Neomphalida; Peltospiridae
Exons: 3
Coding region: 203-799 (198 amino acids)
Source: RefSeq, a predicted model, not a curated record
AUGACAGAUUGACGGAAAAAAGUUGUUGUUUUACAUAUAUAAAACUCGCGUAGGCAUACGACUUUUUAAAACAGUUUCAUACAAUUAUCCCAAGAACAGUAGGCGGUUCACACCUUAACACUUUUGGAAUAAAAGUAGCCAGAACUUCCUCAGUCACAGAAAGGGCAAUUGCAAGACAUCAUCGCGGCUUUGUUUUGUGACCAUGAAUACCAUACUGUUGUUGUUACUGCUGUGUGUUGGUGUCGUUGCCGCCAUUAACACGAGAACAACGAUGGUUGACCAAACUCUUAAUAUUAUAGAAAAGAAAUCUUUAAACGGUCUUUUUCUCAACAAGAAGGAACUGUUCGCCAUUGCAAAGCGGGAUCAAUUAGAAGCCCCGGUCUUCAGGCUUAAAGAUUUCUCCGUUUUGUUCAAGUUUGGUGCGUCUUGCAGUCCGUCCGUCAAUCGGUACAUGAAGUGUAAAAGCAGGCCCUCGUUUUUAACCGGUAGACGUACUGCGGUCAGAAAAGCAAGUCUGAGAAAUGGAAACCCCUGUUGUGAUACCAAUACCAUCAUGGUGCAGCCUAACAGCGUGACUGGCGUGGACACGAUGACGUAUCAAGUGGUUCAGGAGCCGGACUCUGUCCAGAUCGUCCAUCUCGGCACCUGCAAUUCCAAAACCCAAGGCAGUGUUUGCUCUAACGCUGGGUUCUGCACACAGCAAUAUCGCAUGCAGUGGUUGUUAGUGCACACCAGUCCAACGGAGAAGAAGUUCGUCCCUGUGGAAAUGCAUAACCACUGUGUGUGUAACUUCAUAUAACUGAUAAAUCAUUCGUUCUUUCAGCUUAUCUGAAAAAACACACACUGGAGAAAUCCACUUACGUAAAAACACGCCAGCGGUCACGAACCAUGUAGUAUAAUGCAAAUUUAAAUAAAUUUAAAUAAUAAUAAACUGCCUUAAGGCGUAACUUUGCUGUUAUCCUUCCGCUUCGUAUAACUUUAAUAUAAUACGGCACAAUAAAUAUGGGUCAGUUAUUCGAGGCGUUCUUACAUCCGCUGACGGUUCAAGCACGUAUGUCUUGGGCACAUCCCUGGAAUUUUCCGGAAUCGAUGUCCUUUUCUUUCAGUGAUAGGAAUGACAUGAAGUGGAUGGACGUUACUAUUUGGUGUGCAUUUAUAAAGUGUGGUUCUUCCUCUGCUUUAGACACACGGAAACAAUGGCUAGAUGUUGAUAUUUUAUAUUUGCAUGUUAAUGUUCAUCAUAAUAUUAAAACUGCUAUGUUGAAUACACGUUUUUAAAAAACAAAA